Mytilus californianus (California mussel) is the source of this 816-nucleotide messenger RNA. Its product is annotated as zinc finger HIT domain-containing protein 3-like. Gene Ontology annotation, biological process: snoRNA localization; box C/D snoRNP assembly; maturation of LSU-rRNA from tricistronic rRNA transcript (SSU-rRNA, 5.8S rRNA, LSU-rRNA). Lineage: Eukaryota; Metazoa; Mollusca; Bivalvia; Mytilida; Mytilidae. Gene Ontology annotation, molecular function: protein binding. The record is from RefSeq and is a predicted model, not a curated record. The transcript has 7 exons. Gene Ontology annotation, cellular component: nucleus; pre-snoRNP complex. Bases 82 to 558 code for a protein of 158 amino acids.
CUCUGAAGCCACACUUUAUUGACACUUCACGUGGGAUUGUUUAUAAAAAAAAAUGUUGACAAAUUAUUUCAAAUUUGCAUUAUGACAAACAAGCAAGUGUGUGAAGUUUGCACAGAAAAUGAAUCCAAAUACAAAUGUCCAGCUUGCCUUCUGAAAUAUUGCUCAUUGCUAUGUUACAAAAAACACAAAGAAGCUUGCAAAGACACCAAAGACAAGACAGAACAGUCAAAGAAAAGUGAAGAAGACACCAAUGUUAUUCAUUCAGUUGAACAAACAGAAGAAAGAGUUUCAGUUGAAAAGUUGGAAGAAUUAGCAGAUGAACAAACAGAAGAUAGAGUUUCAGUUGAAAAAUUGGAAGAAUUAGAGCACUCUGUGCCCUUGAGACAAAUGUUAGAGAACCCACAUUUACGAACAAUAUUACAAGAUUUAGCCAAAUCAAAGAACCCUGCCAAACAAAUGGAGAAAUUCAUGCAUGAACCUUUAUUUCUGGAAUUUGCUGACGAAUGUUUACAAACUGUUGAACCUAGUGAACCCGAUGUCGAGAUGGAUUCAGAUUAAAUAGUCAAAUUCAAAUGUGUCUUUUUCUGUCAGACAUCUUCCAUACAGCUGAAUGCAUUUUAGAGCUAUAUUUAAUACUGUAAAUUUGGAAAUUGUUGCAUGGUUUUUGACAUAAGAUUGCUGUCAAGCAAUCUGAAGACUUUUACCAAUGACUCCUUUCCAAGGCUCUCACGUCAACCGUUUUGUGCUUUAUAUUAAGAAACAACUCAGAUUCUUAAGAUUGUUCUGUUAUAAAGAGUAAAACAAACACACAUUGAA